AUGCGGCCUCUUCCUCUUCUUGUCCAUUCCGCCGCCCUCGUGGUUUCUCUUCUCCCUGCCUUCCUCCUCUCCCUUCCCAACCUGGCCCGCGCAACCACGAACACUGGGGGCAACGGCGGUAGACAUGGAGGCUCUUCGUGUUGGAGAAAUCGAGGUCGUGGAAGUUUUUUAGCGCAAGCACCCGUUCUGCCCGGGGGAAGCCACGGUCCUGGUGGUAUUGGAGGGCUUGCGGGCCCGCGAGGGUCAGGAGGUUCCGGCAUAAGAAUUGCCGGCCGCGGAGGAGCCGCGAUCCCACCCACAUCGUCCACGUCGACUUUGCCGCAUGUUCCUGUGCCCCCAUCAGAUUACACGCGGCAUUACCCCGCGCAUGCCGUCACUCCUCUGGCGGCCUUGCGGCAUUUUGUGGUUUCGGAAGAGAAAGGUCUCACCGCGGGGGAAGCCCAAGUGCGUCUUGCCGCCGUGGGGCCGAACGAGUUGAGCCCACCAAAGCAAACAUCUUUGUUGGAACUUGUCGCCGAGCAAUUUGAGGACCGGUUGGUGCAGAUAUUGGUGAUGGUCGCGGUCGUAUCCAGUGUGCUUUCCCUCUUUGAGGAUGACCCGACUGCCUUUGUCGAGCCACUGGUGAUUGUCAUGAUCCUUGUCAUCAACGCUUUCGUGGGCAUAUGGCAAGGCCGGUCCGCGGAAGGCGCAUUGGACGCGCUAAAAAAACUACAGCCGGAGAAUGCUUGUGUCCUGCGGGAAGGGCGAUGGCUGAAUGACCUUCCCGCACGGGAGUUGGUGCCCGGGGAUAUCAUUUUCGUCCGAGUGGGCGAUAAAGUGCCGGCGGACGCGCGAAUAUUGGCCUUGAAGACCACCACCUUCUCCUGCGACGAAGGCUCCCUGACCGGGGAGAGCGCGAGUGUGUCCAAGUUCCUGGAUCCUGUCUCGGAGGAAGCCCGGAUCCAGAGCAAGACGAACAUGAUCUUCAGCGGGACCAUGAUCAGCAACGGCGCUGCGUAUGCCCUGGUGGUGGAUACGGGGGCGCGGACGGAGAUUGGGAAAAUCAACCAAGGGGUGGAGCAGGCGAAGCAAGAGCAGAUCAAGACUCCCUUGGCCCAGAAAUUGGACGAAUUCGGCAAUCAACUCACUUACAUUAUUGGAGGAAUCUGUUUGGCCGUCUGGUGUUUCUCGUACCCAGAAUUUUCCAACCCCGUCCACGGGUCCACACUGAAAGGCGCGCUCUACUACGCGAAGGUAGCGGUGGCCUUGGGCGUGGCCGCCAUCCCCGAGGGGCUUCCGGCGGUGAUCACGCUGUGCCUGUCCUUGGGGACCCGACGCAUGGCCAAGCGCAACGUCAUUGUCCGGAAGCUGCCCUCCGUCGAAACCUUGGGAUGCACCACGGUCAUCUGCUCGGACAAGACUGGGACCUUGACCACGAACCAGAUGACCUGCGUGAGUCUGGUCACUUUGGCGGAAGGUGGGAAGGCGGAAGGGGGGGCAGUCAUGAGCGAAUUCGCCGUGGAAGGGGUCAGUUACAACCCGAGUGGCGCCGUGGAAGGCUUGAUGCCGUCCGGCUUCGGGGCUGGGAACGCCCUGCCCAAAGGGAUCGAAGACAUCGCCACCAUCGCCGCGCUUUGCAACGAGGCCAAAAUCGUUUUCCAGGACGGGAAAUUCGAACGGAUCGGGGAGCCUACGGAGGCCGCCCUGAAAGUCCUGGUGGAGAAGCUCCACAUUCCCGGGGAACCCCGGAAUGAGGAUCCCUUUGUGGCCUGCUCCCAGUACAGCAAGUACUGGGAAGGGAAGUACGCGAAACUGGCCACGUUGGAAUUUUCCCGGGACCGAAAGAGCAUGUCCGUCCUUUGUCGGCCUUGGAACGGGGGAGGGAAUAAGCUCUUCGUCAAAGGUGCCCCCGACUUGCUGGUGGCCCGCUGCACGCGGCUGCGUCUGGCGAGCGGGAAAACCGUGCCCCUGACGAACGAGAUGCGGCACCGGAUCAUGGCCAAGGUGGAGAGCAUGGCCGUUCGGCCCUUGAGGUGUUUGGGGCUGGCGAUGAAGGAGGGGGGAGAGCUGGGCGCACUGAACAAAGUGAGCACGGAGGAGGAAGCGGCAUCGAGCCCCUUGUUGCGGAACCCCGCGCAGUUCGGUCAGAUCGAAAGCGGGCUGACCCUGGUCGGCAUUUGUGGGAUCAAGGACCCGGCCCGACCGGAGGCUGCCCGGGCGAUACUGCAAUGUCGCGAGGCGGGCGUGCGGGUGAUCAUGAUCACGGGGGACUCGCGGGAAACGGCGGUGGCAAUUGCCAGGGACGUGCACAUUUUUGGGCGGGAGGAAGACGUGAGUCGCAAGGCCUUUCGGGGCGCGGACUUUUUCGGGUUGUCGGAGCAGGAGCAACGGUCAAUUUUGCGGUCGGGCAAUUUGAUUUUCUGUCGGACCGAGCCCCAGGACAAGCAGCAGCUGGUGAAGAUGUUACAACAGGAAGGGGAAGUGCCGGCGAUGACGGGGGAUGGGGUCAACGACGCACCGGCGUUGCAACAGGCGGCGAUCGGUGUGGCAAUGGGGAUCACGGGUACUGAGGUGUGCAAGCAGGCAGCGGACAUGGUCUUGGCCGACGACAACUUCGCCACCAUUGUCUCGGCCGUGGAGGAAGGCCGGUGCAUCUACGCGAACAUGCAGGCUUUCAUCUGUUUCCUGAUUUCUUGCAACAUUGGUGAGAUACUGACCAUCUUUGGCGCCACCGUGUUGGGGUUGCCUGAGCCUUUGACCCCUCUUCACCUGCUGUGGGUGAACCUGGUGACGGACGGCCCCCCCGCCACCGCGCUGGGCUUUAAUCCGCCCGACCCGGACGCCAUGCUCAAGCCGCCGCGCAGCUCCACCGAACCCAUCCUGAGCCGAUGGCUGCUGAUUCGCUACCUGAUCACGGGGGCUUACGUGGGCUUUGCAACAGUGGGGAUUUUUGUGCAAUGGUUCCUGCGACGUGGGGUCACCUGGAAAGAAUUGACGCAUUGGGGCCAUUGCGUGAACUGGGAGGACAGCUUCGCGCCGGACUUGGGCGGGUUGACGUCCCUUUUGGGCGAGCACCCCGACAGAUGCGACGUCUUCGGCCCCGCCCUCGCCUCCCCUCAGACCUUGGCACUCUCCGUGCUCGUGACCAUGGAGAUGUUCAAGGCUCUCUCCGCGGUCUCCCUGGACAAUUCCAUUCUUCGGGUCCCACCCUGGAAAAACCCAUGGCUUCUGGGGGGCGUGGCCCUCCCUUUUUCCAUCCACUUGGCCGUAGUCUACUUCCCGUUCCUGAACCAGGUCUUCGGCGUGUCGAGCAUGGCCGACUCCGACUGGCUCAACGUCCUCCAAUGGGCCGCCCCCAUCUUGCUCCUCGACGAGGUCCUCAAAGCG
This is a messenger RNA of Nannochloropsis gaditana CCMP526, 3366 nucleotides long. Its product is annotated as putative serca-type calcium atpase. The annotation marks the transcript as partial. Gene Ontology annotation, biological process: intracellular calcium ion homeostasis; calcium ion transmembrane transport. Gene Ontology annotation, molecular function: ATP hydrolysis activity; P-type calcium transporter activity; ATP binding. The record is from RefSeq and is a predicted model, not a curated record. The transcript has a single exon. Gene Ontology annotation, cellular component: membrane.